Selaginella moellendorffii is the source of this 2129-nucleotide messenger RNA. Its product is annotated as RAP domain-containing protein, chloroplastic-like. Gene Ontology annotation, molecular function: RNA binding. Gene Ontology annotation, cellular component: chloroplast; ribonucleoprotein granule; mitochondrial matrix. Bases 16 to 1986 code for a protein of 656 amino acids. Gene Ontology annotation, biological process: chloroplast rRNA processing; regulation of mitochondrial mRNA stability; mitochondrial RNA processing. The record is from RefSeq and is a predicted model, not a curated record. The transcript is spliced from 3 exons. Lineage: Eukaryota; Viridiplantae; Streptophyta; Lycopodiopsida; Selaginellales; Selaginellaceae.
CCCUAAGUGCUAGCGAUGGAGCUCCUACAUUCCUCGGCGCUGUGCGUAGCGCGCUUCCAUCGCUGCUCUGGCGGCAGGAGCCAGGAUUUUGGAUUCUUCCAGCAGCGGCAGCGAUCGCAGGUGAGGCAAUUUCCCUGGUUGGCUGCGAAUGCCGCGGCGCCAUCGCGUCCGGCGCCAGUGAAGCCGGAUUUCUUUGACAACGAUGACUCGGAGGAGGACGAGGAGGAUCAGAGGCAGCGGCGCAAGGCGGGGGAGCUGGAUUGGGCGACUAGAGCUCGGGAGCUUGCGAUUCAGGAUAUGAGCUUCCGGAACUUCACCGACGAGGAUUUCCAGGCCCUACUGCCCCCGCAUUUGCGAAUCUCCAAGAAGAAGGCCAAGAAGAAGAAGAAGACCAGGGCCAAGCAGGAAGGUGCGGAGGCUGCACUGCAGCUGGAGGAAUCGCGCAGCGCGAUUAAGACCAAAAAGAAGAAAGACAAGGACGAUGAUGCGAGCAGCCUCCAGGCUGCGAAUGACACCACUCCGGUCGAUCCAAAGAAGCUCAAAGCGCUGGCCAAGAGGUUUAACGCUCACAGGGAGCGCUACAUGAACAUCGAGCAAAGCUACAGCGACAGCGAAGGUGACGAGGGCGAAGAGGAGCUCACGACCGAGUUGACAGUGGUUUAUGGGGAGCGUCGAGAGGAAGGAGGUGGUGAAGAGUCGGAUGAUGGCGAGGAGCUUCCAGCGGCCUUGAAAGAUCCAAGGCUGCUGGAAAUUCGUCUCAACCAGGACUUGGUCGACUCGAGGGACGUGGAAGAAGUUUUGGAGACGAUCGAGAGAGUGAAAGGAAGGUUUCGAUUGAGCUCCAUCAACGUCGCCACUGCUCUUCACAGGAUCGCCAAGCAUAUGGUGACGCUGUCCAUGUCCGAGACGAGAAGGCUCAAGUACGCCAGGCAGUGUGAUGUGGCCGAGCUCGUUGCUUCGGCUAUGGAGCUUCUUCCGGAAUGCAACGCACAGGGCGUCUCCAAUAUUGCCUGGGCCAUCUCCAAGAUUGGAGGCCACCUUCUUUACCGGGGAGAGAUGGAGAUAAUCGCUCGAGCAGCACUGGCAAAGGUUGACGAGUUCAAUCCCCAGAACAUUGCCAACGUAGCCGGAGCGUUUGCUUCCAUGCAGCACAGCUCGCCCGCACUCUUUGAGAAGCUCAUGGACGCUGCGAGUAGAGUUCCCAAGGAGUUUCGAGCACAGGAACUGGCCCAGCUUCUUUGGUCUUUCGCGUGCAUGGCUCAGCCUCUGGAUUCUUUUCUGGACUCGUUGGACGCGGCUCUUCAGCAAGAACAAGGUUCUCUGGAGCUCGGUGAAGAACAGUUCCAGGAAGAAUCUUUCCCCGGGAAGCUAUCGAUCGAGCAGCUCUCGAGUAUCGCGUGGUCUUAUGCUGUUCUCGGCCAACUCCAGCGUCCAUUCUUCGCUCACGUUUGCAAGGAGAUACUCGCGUUUGAGCAGGACGCGUCCCUGGGACAGCACAAGCAUAUGUUGCAGCUGACACAGCUAUACCAGGUUGUUCUGGCCUUGAAGUGGGAAGGGAAUCAUUUGGAGCUGGCUCUUGGUGACAGGAUAGAGAAGCUGGCUGCAGGUGCCUGGGAAAAGGAGAGAAGCUCUCGCAAGUCCACCUCUUUCUUGCAAAAGGAUAUCGAGAGGUUCUUGGUGUGCACUGGAAGGCAGUGGAUCCCCGAGUACGUUGAUGCGGAUUACUCUCUGGAUUUUGCCAUGAAGGGCGGUAAAGUUGCGAUCGAGGUCAACGGGCCGAGCCAUUUUGCCCGGAACACAGGAGAUCUUCUGGGACACACUGUAUUGAAGCAUAGAUUGCUGGAGGCUGCUGGAUGGAAGAUUAUCUCUGCUUCCUAUGCUGAGUGGGAGAACUUACAAGGAGAGUCGGAGCACGUUGACUUCAUACAAAAGCUUGUGGCUCCUCACAUCCGUCAAAUAGAGCAAGCGAAUGAGCGAGCAGUGUGACCUCUUUCACCUACCAGUUUCGGGUCAAAACUUGUGAAUGAACGGUCGGCCGGCUUGUGGUAAGCUAUGGCGGAAGAAGAGAGAGAAGAGGAGCCACUCGGCUUGUCUGUGAUCGUAAAGAAAGGACGGUAACAUUGGUUGAA